Molecule: messenger RNA, 3530 nt
Organism: Pogona vitticeps (central bearded dragon)
Lineage: Eukaryota; Metazoa; Chordata; Lepidosauria; Squamata; Agamidae
Product: zinc-binding protein A33
Molecular function (GO): zinc ion binding; protein binding
Source: RefSeq, a predicted model, not a curated record
GGGUUGUUCCAUAAGAGAGCAUCACACAUUUUUUUAAAAAAUAUGGACUACAGUUGCUUCUGGGACCUCUCCAGGAUUAGGAGCCUUGAAAGGUCAGCUUCAUUAGUUGCAUAGUAGAUCUGCCCCUGCCACGCUGAGUGGGGAUUCAAACCCUGAUCUCCAGAGCCCACCUAAUCCAUCACUCUCUCCCUUACGCCAUCUAUUAACGGCAACUUUCAUGAGUCAUCAAAAAAGAAAGAGAAGAAAAAGUCUGUGAGUUUAUUUGGCUUCUAACCUCUCAGAAAAACAGGGUAGCUUUCAAAUCUUGCAGCGCUCCUUGUCAACCUGGUGGUUAUAAAACCUGGGAGGAGAGAGGAAAGGGGAAAGUGUUGUUGUUUUUUAAGUCAUCUUGGCCAGAUGCUGAGGCCAGACGAGCCUUUUCAAAGGAAUCUGCUCCACAGGGGAGAAGCAGCUGCCUUUCAAGAUCCUUGCAAUUGACUCACCAUAACGCUUCAGAGAGAUGGAGAUCAGCCAGUCCUGGUGGCACCUCUAAAAGAGGGGCCAGAGGCAGCUCAGAGGGGAAGAGAAAUCGAGGAAAGGAAAGCAACAGCGGAUUCUCCCAGGCUCAGGAACAGCGGUCAUGGUGGAGGCUUUCCAGCAAGAUCUCACUUGCUCAAUCUGCCUGGAUUUGUUCGUUGAGCCGGUGGUGCUCAGGUGUGGACAUUGGUUCUGCCGAAAAUGCAUCACUUCGUGCUGGGUUACCCAAGAGAAAGUUGCCAGCUUUUGCCCUGCUUGUCGGGCACCCUGUCCUUACAGGGAGUUUCAACCGAACCGGCUGCUGGGAAACCUAGCAAAAAGAGCGCGGGAAAUACAAGAGGCAGCAAGCAGAGAUGCUGCCAAGGAAAAUGCAAAGGCUGAGGAGAAAGAGCCAGAGAAGGCAAGAGAAGGUGGACAGAGGAGGCAAUGUUGUGAAGUCCAUGGAGAUGAUCUCCUGCUUUUCUGCACUACGGAUGAGACUUGCAUUUGCUCUCAGUGUGUCAACUCAGCUCUCCACACUGGACACAGUUUCAGCUCCUUGAAGGAUGGGGCCGAGACCUACAAGCAGAAGCUGUCCAAAGCCUUGGAGCCCCUGGAGAGCAGAGUUAAGGAACUAACAGAUUGUGAAAAGGGCCAGAAAGAAGAAAUACGCUCCUUGAAGGACUCAGCGGCAUCCUUACGCACAAACAUUGAGGGCAAGUUCUGUGAGCUGCACCAAGCCCUGCGAAACAGGAAAGCUGCCAUGCUUACAGAACUGGAUAAUGAUGAGAAAGUUGCACACAAAGAUAUGGAUUCUCAUUUGCAACAGAUCCAAGAGAGUCUACGUGCUGCCAAGGAAAUGUUACACCAGGGAAAAACAUGCAUGGCACGGAACAACCCGUGCAGCUUCCUCGUGGGUAUACGUCCGUUUCUGGGCCUACUAAGAUCACAGAAGGAGGCGACACCUAAAGGAGACGAGAACCAUCUUGGUGUUCUUUGCUGUCAACUCUCCCCAGGCAAGUUCAAGGGUCCCGCUCAGCACCUGGCCUAUAGACCACUGUAUCCUGUCUUUGCACAAGAGUUAGAAAGUAUUCAGCUGGAUCCCAAGACUGCUCAUCCUGAGCUUAUCAUCAACGACAAUGGAACAAGUGUCUGUAGAAAACCAAGAGUGACCCACAUCUAUUAUAUGCAGAAUAAAAAAGAACCAAACUCUGAGACGAAGGACGUGUGGACUGUGCUUGGAACAACUGGCUUCAUUUCAGGCAAACAUUAUUGGGAAAUAGAGACUCGAACUCAAAACCAGUGGUUUAUUGGUGUAUCUUUAGAGUCUGCCAGAGGAAAAAAAUGUCUUGAAGAUUUAAAGCACAAGAUCUGGGGUGUACAUCAAAAAAUUAUGAAGGAAACUAGCCCUGAUGGUCCGCCACGUUGUCGGAUUGGAGUGUACCUAGCUUAUGAGGAAGGCCAAGUUUCUUUCUAUAAUGCAAGUGAUGGGUCUCACCUUCGUUCACAGAGGGCCUCGUUUAAGGAGAAAGUUUAUCCUUUUUUUUGUCAUCCUGCAGACGAUGCAUUAUCUCCAUUCUUUAGAAUUUGUCAGAAAUAGAAAACAGCUGCAUUUGAAAUGUAAGCUGUUUCUGUGCCAGAUGUUCUCCUGCAGCUUCAGUUAUUUAUUCUGCCUAUUAAUUCUUUAUGAGUCUUUCUCCGAUGAAUGGGACAAAAGGUGGAUCACAGGAAAAGAGCAGGAAUAUGUUAAAUGAACAAAAAUAGAAAUAAUGAAAGCAUAGUUUAGAUCCACAGAAAUUAAAAUAGCAUCCAGUUACUUUUUUAAACUCUCCAUUUAAGAGCUCUCUAAUUCACCCUUAGUCGUGGUAGUAAAAUUGGUAUGAUAUGAAUCUACAGUCAUCGUACAGAAGUAUACCUUUGACAUGGCUUUGUUUGAAUACCAGAUCUCCCUGAUCCAUUAAGACAGUAUUUGGCACCAUGUUGGGAAAACAGUAAACGUAGGUAUACAGACAAGAUCCAAGAAGGAAGGGAAACUCUGACAGUCCAUGAACUUGAUAAAUUGAAGGCCGUAAGAUUACCACUGGAAGGAGGAAAUCUCAGCUCUGAUAGUAAAGAGUUGGCUCAGAGUGCAAAUUUUGGAGCCAUACCUAAAAGGAAAACAGCAAAAGAAGAGGCUACACUGCUAGCUGAAUUUUUUUUUAUAAAAUGGAGAACAUGCAUUGGAAAUUAAAUCAGAAAUGGGGAAACUAACACAGAAAAAUACUACAGCAAUUUUAAAAGAUUUGACUGUGACAAUGGAGAAAACUGAUUGAAAUGAAAGCAGAGAUAUACAAAGCACUACUGGAAAUUAAAGAUGAUAUUGAAAUAUUGGGCCUAAAACUUAAAAGAGGUUGAUCCAACGACGUCUAAUGAUGUCAGAGGAAGGGGUGCCUUUGCACACAUCCACAGGGCCAUUGUCCUAUAACUACAGUCUCAUUACAAGUUUAAUGCUACUCGGUUAAAAAAAAAAGCAGGUUCAGUUGCUGCAUCCCUUCAGUUGCCCCCAAAGCAGUUCUGAAUAAUUGGAAUCAAUUUUCUAGAUUGGGAGUGAAUUCUAGGUGGAUUUGAACCACAAAUCUUUCGUCCUUGAAAUAAAGCUCCGGAACGACAGACCCCCAACUUUGAUCCGUCUUGAAUUAUCUUUGUAAUUUCUCCUGUGCUCCAGAGGGUCCCGAUGGAACUGGGCUGAGAUUGUCUUGAGAUCAGAUGGGUGUCAUCACUGUAAGGGUUAAGGUAUAGAGCUAGACCAGACCAUUAACGGCCUUCCUCUCUUUUGAUGUUAGCCUAUCAUUACCUUGGUAGGGGUUGCAAUCUGCUCAGCUGUGCAAGUCUUUUACUGCUGCUAUGAGGUCUCUACUUUGUAAGGAACGGCUUAGGCUGAGUUAUCUUCAUUAUUUCUCUCGUUGCGAUUGUUCUCAAGCUGUCUAAAGACUUGGCUUAAGUAUUCCUUCUGCCUCAUUGGGCAUGUCCUAUUCUUUAAAUAAAAUAAAACCUUC